AUGACGCUAGUUAAGUUUUGUCCAUAUUACUUUAACAGGUGUAUUGACUGCAUUAUUGGUUACUGUUUUCAGGUACAUGGCCAUGGUGACUAUGAUUCUGAUUUUAGUGAUGAGGAAAAUGGAGAAAAGUCUGUGCAAAAGACUAGAAGUAUACAGGAAGGUGACCUUCUGGUCAAGCCAUUCCAAAAACCAAAACAAAGCAAUGUGGCUCACAGACAAGUUGCAGCUGAAGAAUGGGAUAGGGAAGAAGCAAGAAAAAGAAGAUUUCAUUUGAUAGCUAUGGAUGCUUAUGAAAGACAUAAAAAGUUUGUGAAUGACUACAUUUUAUACUAUGGUGGCAAAAGGGAGGAUUUCCGACGUUCCAGAGCAAAUGACAAGACGGAUCUUGAUGUUAUAAGAGAAAACCAUAGAUUCCUGUGGAAAGAAGAUGAUGAAGUAGACAUGAAUUGGGAGAAGAGGCUUGCGAAGAAGUAUUAUGAUAAAUUAUUCAAAGAAUACUGUAUAGCAGAUCUUAGUAGAUACAAGGAGAAUAAGUUUGGAUUUAGAUGGCGACAUGAGAAAGAAGUAGUUUCAGGAAAAGGUCAGUUUUCCUGUGGAAAUAAGCACUGUGAUGAGAAAGAAGGCCUGAAGAGCUGGGAGGUGAAUUUUGGUUACGUUGAGCAUGAUGAAAAGAGAAAUGCCCUUGUGAAAUUGAGACUGUGUCCAGAAUGUUCCUACAAACUUAACUUUCAUCACCGGAGGAAAGAAGUCAAGCCAAAGAAGAAAAGAGGCACAGCUGUAUUGAACUCUAAAGAACCAAAAGUUAAGAAGACAAAAUUAUCUUGUUCAACAAAAAGCAAGUCCAAAAAAAAGACCCAUAAAGAUCAGGUUUCUUCAGAAGAUUCAGAUAGUUCUGAUAAAGAUUCAGGUAACAGUGAUGUGCAAGAUGGUCCUUCAGAUGCAGACUUUUGGAAAGGUCCUCUGCAAGAGCCAGAUGAAAAAUCACGGGAGGAGGAAUUUGAUGAGUAUUUUCAAGACUUGUUUCUCUGAAACUUGAAAUGGAUGUAGGCUGAUUUUCUUCCUGGCGCAUCAAGAUGAGUACCUGGAAAUCCAGUCAUAUUUAAGGACCAGAGACUUUUUGCUUUCUACCAGUGUACCGUUUCUACAGUCACUCCAUAUGGACCAUCUGGGUGGAGUAUCUUUGUAGAAGGAUUCAGGCCUAAAAACUUUCUUUUUCUUAUUGUAGCCUGUAUACUCAUGGAAUACAAGAAAUAAUCUGUUCAGUUGAGUGUAAAAGAUAUUGCACCCUAACUUAAAAAGAGGAAGGAUGUAAACAAAUAAGAAUGUAGUUUAUUGACAGUGCAUCACAGAAUUUGGCUGCUUUUUAUUUUAUCCCCAACUUUAGUUUUUGCCAGAGUUGUUUAAGAGAAGUUUUGGAAGAGUCUAUUAGCAGUUUAUAAUCAUAGACUUUAAUGUAUUAAUAUUUUUAAUUUACUAAACAGGAGUUAAUAGACUUAAAUUUAUUGGUCAUGUGGUCUUUAAUAUUCAGAUAUUAGUCUGUGUAAGUAUUUUUAAAUGCUAUUAGGGAAGUUCAGUUUUUAAUCGAGUAUGUCUUUCACUUGAAUUAAGUAAAUAUCUGAAACGCCUUCCCUACUCCUUAGUCACCUUUAGUUCGUUAUGACAUUGUUUUAUAUUUUAUUUAUCAUAUGAUAUGACUAAUAAUCCCACUCAUUAAUAAAAAUGCAGUUACCUGUUUAAAUUUUUGAUUUAAUACAUAAAACGUGUGGCUUGCUGCUGGAGAUGUACACGUGGUUUGUUAUCUGUGGUUUCUGAUCUCCUUAGCAUUGAAUAAAUGUUAAUCCUUCCUUGAAGUGUAAUCCUAAAUAUACAAGUAAAGAAUGUAUAUUGCUUGAGAAUCUUAGUGGGUUUAUUUUCCUAUUCAAAUUGCAACACAACUUUAAACAUUUUUUUGUAUGUUUCCAAAGAAACAGUCUGCACAUUAAUAGUUACAGGGACCAUUUUCUUUGUCAGAUGAAAAUUACUUUGGAUAUGAAGGACAAAUUUGUUUUGAAUUAAAUGUUCAUGUUAAACAAUCUGAAGAAAGUUAAUGUUGUAUAAAAUAUAUUUUUGAUAAAUACUUUCCACUGUAGAUGUCACAAUAAAUAUUUGAUGUGGAAAAAGUAACAGUAGAGGUGGUUGCAGUGUAUUUAUGAACAUAUUAUUACAUGCAGUCACGUGAAUAUCAAUAGAGAACUCUAUUUACAAGUAAUAUUAAUUACAUUUUUAACAGUUUGUACUUACAUAAUAGAUGACAGUACAAGGACGCAUUUAGGGUGUCCUUGAGUAACAAAUAAACGUAGGCUUGUACGAAGGCUUCUUUAGGUAAGAAGAUGGAUUUAAAGGUUAAUUCUCUGUCAUCUUGCAAGCAUGGUUGAGAGCCAAAUCCAAUCUGCAACAAUCUGCUUACAUGCAUGCAACUUGCCUGAAGGGGCCUUUGUAGAAUGUGUUGCCGUAUCUAUUGCUGCAAGUAUUGUACAUUAGGCAUGUGUUCUGAGUAACUAACUCCUCUUUGGGUCUUCAAAACACAGUUAUAAAAUGGUACAGUAUACAUAUUAAAUACAUCAUUUAAUACAGUUUGAAUAAAAUUAUAUAAUGAAACAA
This is a messenger RNA of Struthio camelus australis, 2640 nucleotides long. The record is from RefSeq and is a predicted model, not a curated record. Lineage: Eukaryota; Metazoa; Chordata; Aves; Struthioniformes; Struthionidae.